Hibiscus syriacus is the source of this 966-nucleotide messenger RNA. RefSeq lists its product as uncharacterized. The record is from RefSeq and is a predicted model, not a curated record. Bases 1 to 966 code for a protein of 321 amino acids. NCBI's taxonomy places the organism in Eukaryota, Viridiplantae, Streptophyta, Magnoliopsida, Malvales, Malvaceae. The transcript has a single exon.
AUGGAUAGAGAGCAAGAAGAGAUUCAAUUUCUAGGUGUGUUUGGCAUAUUCAAGGAAUCCUACAACAUCAUCUUUUCAAGAAGAAAAAUCUUCACCCAGAUCACUUUAGCUCUAAUCCUUCCUCUCUCUUUCAUCUACUUUCUUCAUGCCCAUGUUUCAAUUCUCUUCUCAAAGAAAUUCAACACUGCCAACUACGACAAACCAUCCGAUCUUAUCUCCCAUGAAUGGCUUUACUUUUGGCUUUUCAAUGUUGUAUACGUUACUUUGUCUUUCAUCUAUUCGCUUCUUUCAACCGCCGCCGUUGUCUACACUAUCGCCUGCAUAUAUACAGGUCGGGAAGUCUCGUUCAAGAAAGUCAAGAGCGUUGUUCCCAAGGUUUGGAAGAGGCUGAUGGUUACUUUCUUGUGUAUUUUCGUUGCCAUGUUUUUCUACCUCGUUGUAUCUGUUGUCGUCUUCCUUAUUUGGGCAGUUUCAGUGGGAGGAAUACAAACCGUUGGUAUUGCAGUGUUAGCCAUUUUAGUGAUUUUGUUCAUCGUGGGGCUGCUGUAUUUGACCACAGUCUGGCACUUGGCUAGCACCAUAUCUGUUUUAGAAGAGGUCUAUGGGUUCCCGGCCAUGGUGAAGAGCCAGAAACUGAUCAAAGGAAAGCUACUGUUGGCUAUAUCCGUUUUCGUGAUCAUCGGUCUGGCGUCGGGAUUCAUCAGCCAGAUCGCAUUCAAGGGGCUGGUUGUGGAAGGAACCAGCAUAGGAAUGUUCAGCAGGGUUGUUUAUGCAAUCAUUUGUUUGUUGUUGCUAUCCACGACGAUUCUCUUCGGAUUAGUGAUCCAGACAGUGAUUUACUUUGUCUGCAAAUCUUACCACCAUGAAAACAUCGACAAAUCUGCCUUGUCGGAUCACCUGGAAGUUUACCUGCUGGGAGAAUACACUCGUUUGAAGACCGAGGAUGUUCAGCUUUUCCAUGUUUGA